This is a messenger RNA of Spinacia oleracea (spinach), 1494 nucleotides long. RefSeq lists its product as uncharacterized. Lineage: Eukaryota; Viridiplantae; Streptophyta; Magnoliopsida; Caryophyllales; Amaranthaceae. The record is from RefSeq and is a predicted model, not a curated record. The transcript has 5 exons. The coding region runs from base 1 to 1494 and encodes 497 amino acids.
AUGAGUAAAGAGGGAAAAAAGUUAUUCUAUGAAGUUUUAGAGAAUGUCAAGUUUCCCGAUGGUUAUGCAUCUAAUAUAUCACGUUGCGGUCAGAAGCAUCGUUCAUUGUCUGGUCUCAAAAGUCACGAUUGCCAUGUACUUAUGCAAUGCGUUCUUCCUAUUGCAUUAAGAAGAAAUCUGGAUGAUAAAGUUGUCUCAGUAAUAGAUGAUUUGUGUAGCAUUUUUCGUGUGUUAUGCGGAAAGACCCUUCACAUACGUGCACUCGAGCUACUGGAACAAAAGGCUGCCAGGGUUUUCUAUCGCUUGGAGAAGAUCUUCUUACCUUCAUUCUUUACGAUUAUGGUUCACCUGGUCAUUCAUUUAGUAUAUGAAGCAAGAAUUGGAGGGCCGGUGCACUAUCGUUGGAUGUAUCCGAUUGAGAGGUACUUGAAAACAUUGAAAUCUUAUGUGCGUAAUAAAGCUCAGCCUGAGGGAUCUAUUGCACAAGCAUACCUUGCUGAAGAAUGCCUCAUAUUUUAUGAUCAGUUAGAUCACGACAAAGACAACAACGCAUCAGAUCUAUCAGAUCUUUUUCCUUCUGAAGGGAAACCGUACGGGAACAUUCAAGGAUUUAGGAUGGAUGAUAAGGUGUGGAAGCAAGCACAUAGAUACAUUCUGUUUAAUUGCGGGAAUCCUGCCAUUGAAACCUUAAGAAAGGAUCAUAUAUCCCACAUUACUAGAUUAACACGUAGAAGACGCCCUUCACAACAUGAAAAGGAACUGCUACAUAAUGAAGGAUUUAGUGAUUGGCUACAAAAUUAUGUUAAAGAUCCAGAAAAUGCAUCUGAUGAGAGAAUAACAACUGAAAUCAAAUCACUUGCACGUGGACCAAAUCAUACAAGAAGAUUUCACGCUUUUGAUGUUAACAAUGGAUAUCUAUUUAGAACUAAAGAGUAUAAGAAAAAUAUGAGUACUCAAAAUAGUGGAGUUGUAGUAGUUGCUAAGACCCAAAGUUAUGCUAGCUCAAGUGAUACGAGGCCGAUGCUCGGAGAUUUGGCAUAUUAUGGAAGGGUUACAGAUAUGAUAGAAUUGGAUUACUAUGGAGAUUUUAAGGCCGUUUUAUUUGGAUGUGAAUGGGUUGAUGUGGUCCAAGGAAGAGGAUUGAGAAGAGAUAGUUUAGGUUAUACACAUGUCAAUUUCAGUCACUUAAUACACACUGGUGGUCGGGUAAAUGAUGAACCAUAUGUGUUUCCAUCUCAAGUUUCUCAGGUUAUAUACAUACAAGAUUGUAGAGAACUUGAUUGGUUUACUCCAACUCCAAUGAAACCAAGGGAUUUAUAUGACAUUGGGGAGGAUGAUCAUCACGAUGAACACCAUGCAGUAGGUGCUCAUUCAAUCGCAGAUCAAGGAGAUAUGGAGGAUGAUAUUGAUAAUUUGCCAUCGACAAUUGUUUCUGAAGGCAUAUAUGUGGAUGAUGACCACAUAGAAGAUACAGAUGAAGAGGACAACAAUUGA